Malassezia japonica is the source of this 5712-nucleotide messenger RNA. RefSeq lists its product as uncharacterized. Gene Ontology annotation, molecular function: structural constituent of nuclear pore. Gene Ontology annotation, biological process: nuclear pore organization. The transcript is spliced from 2 exons. The record is from RefSeq and is a predicted model, not a curated record. Lineage: Eukaryota; Fungi; Basidiomycota; Malasseziomycetes; Malasseziales; Malasseziaceae. Gene Ontology annotation, cellular component: nuclear pore; nuclear pore inner ring. Bases 1 to 5712 code for a protein of 1903 amino acids.
AUGGCGGCCGGCGCGAGGGACUUGGCCGUGUUCCAGCCAGGGCGCUUUGAAGCGCUGUAUGGUGUGAUUCAGGGAGUGGCGGAGGCCGCGCCGAGAGGCGCGGUCGGCGCCACCGACUGGUACAUCCAUCUCGAGCGCAACCGCGCGGCGCUUGGGUCGCUCGGCGCCGUGCGCCCGAAAAGCGACGCGGAGCGCCGCGAGAUCUCCCAAGGCAAGAUUGUCCUCGACGGGCAUGCGCAGACGCUGAAUGCGGACUAUGUCGCACAGACGCUGCUGCUCUCAGACGCGCUCGGCGUGUCAGAGGUGUACGCCGCCUCGCUCCUCCAGGAAGGCAUCGCGGCGAGCGCGCGCUGGGCGCGCACCCCGACCGAGGUCGCGGUGCUCCUCUACUACCGCGAGAAGCUCGCGGUGCUUGCGUGCCUCAAGGAGCUCGCGCAGUGUGCGUACACGCUGUGCUUGAGCAGCGACGCAGACGUGCUGCGCCAAGGCAUCCGCAUGGGACGCUUUGUCGACAGCCUCCUCGGCGAGCACGCGACGCUCGUCGCGACGCUCCUGGACGAGGUCCAAGCGAUGGAAAAGGAGCGCGCCAGUGUGCAGAGCGCACUGCAGAGCGCGGCCGGCCCGACGCGUCUCGGCGACGAAAUCCAGCUCGAGCGCCUCGCGUGGCUUACGCAGGCCGAGCAGGAGCUCGGCCACAUUCUCUACCUGCUCGCGCUCGCGCGCCGCAUCGCACCCAGCGGCCUGCAGCGCAUCCUCGACGCGGCGGAAAAGACGGAGCUCGCCAAGGCGAGCAGCGCCAUGCCCCUCUACCUCCUGACGGCGCUCCUCGCGACGCUCGAUACCACGCCCGACAAUGCCGCGGAAUGGCUCGCGCGGCACGCCGCCGCGCCGCUGUACACCACCGAGGCGCUGUGGGGCGACGUGUCUUUCCUCAAGAACGUGCACGGCCGCCUGACCAAGACGUGGCCGUGCGAGGGACUCCGGCGCGUCCUCCUCCUCCAGUGGUCGCUCUUUUUGCUGGAGGCCAUGCAGCAGUCGUCGGCGAUCGCGACACAGCUCGGCGUGUCGCUCGACGACGUCCACGCACUCGCGCACGAGGCACUUGCGCCGCACGACGAGCACACUGCGCUGCUCUUUCUCCUCCUACGCGUCCUCCUGUUUAAGCACGCGCCGGGCGACGCGCUCGACGAGGACGCGGCGAGCGCACGCGCGCUGCGCGCCGUCGACGCCGAGUUCCAGGAGCAUGUCCUGCAGCAGGUCGAGCACCUCUUGCUCAACACCACCAGCACCCUCCUGCCGCUCCUGCGCAAGCUGCAGCGCGCCGAGGAGGACGCGGCGUUUGCCGCGAUGCGCGGCGCACGCCCCGGCGCGCCGCCGCCCCACCGCCGCUACGACAUCGAGGCGCUGUUUGAUCUGAUCGCGCUCCUCUGCGCCGACCGCCCGGAGAGCGGCCUGCCCUUCUGGCUCGGCGCGGACCGACGCCUGUCGCGCUUUCUGCACUGGGCGCUCGACCUGCGCGAGCCGGGGCAGCAGCGCGCGUUGCUCGACAUGCUCGCUGCGUUGGCGACCGGCGAGCAGUGCGCCGGCCACUGCAACGCGUUCCUCGAGGACGCGGCCGGCGGCGAGCGGCGCCUCGCGACGUGGGCGCGCCUCUUUGACUGGAUCGCGCACUAUGUCGAGCUCUUUCGCACGCGCGGCGGCUCGAUGCCGCCGGAAGAGAUGGUGCUCCUGCGCGCCUUUUUGCGCGUCCUCGCGACGGUGGUGCGCUACAGCGCGGCGGCGCGCGACUCGCUGUACCUCAACAGCGCCUAUGCGCCGCUCGCGCGCCUCUUUGGGCUGUACGCGUGCCCGGUGCCGGUGGACCUCAAGGCGGGCAUCCUCGAGGCGCUCGGCGCGUUUGCCGUACAGCACCACCACGCGAGCUCGAGCAAGAUCCUCGCCGAGCUCUGGGACCGUCUGCAGCAGAGCGGCGUGGUCAAGGCGCAAAAAGACGGCGCGGCCCCGGCCGUGUACGAGCUCGAGAGCGUCGAGGCGGCGCACUUUCGCUACCCCGGCUCGACCGAGCUCGUGCGCUUCCUCACUGCGAUUUUGCCCGCCUCGACGAGCGCAGGGCGCGCCGCGGCGCUCGUCAGCGCCGCGGGCCACGCGUCCGCGGUCGGCCUCCCCGCCCCGCCGCCGCUCGUGCACAGCAGCGCGCCGUACGUGGCGUACGUCGUGGACGAGGUCUUUUUGAAGGCGUCGUCGCGCAUGUACGCGACGCCGGCCGAGCGCUGGGAGGUGUCCGCGGCGUGCCUCGACUUUAUGGAGCACUGCCUCGCGCAGUUCCCGCUCGCGGCGCUCCUCGAGGAACACGUCGACCACGCGGCGCUCACCGCGCUCGUGCGCCACCCCGGCUUUGCGCUCGUGCAGCGCAUCCUGAGCGGCACGCCGCUCCUGCGCGAGCUCUUCUUCUUCCUUGCGCCGGAUGCAAAUAGCGCGGGCUUCGAGGCGGUGAACGGCGACCGGGCGCAGUCGCCCGCGUUUGCGCACGCCGUCGAGCAGACGCUGCGCAUUGUGCUGCACAUUUUCCGCGUGCAGCACGUCUUUUUGCACCUGCUCCUCCCCGCGCUCGGCGACGCGGGCGGCGCGCUCGCAACGGCCGCCGGCACGAGCACCGCGUACAUUCCCCUCGACGUGCACCUCUUGCACAGCCACCAUGUGGUGGUGCAGAUUGCGCUCUACGCCAACUGCACGCACGAGACGAUCGCGUACCUCGGCGUGCGUGCGCUCGCGGCGCUCGCGCGCAGCGCCACCUUCCAAGCCACCGACCAGUUUGGCACGCUCCGCCAGCGCCACGCGCUCAACCGCCUCGUGGGCAUCGUCGAAAUGACCGGCGAGACGGAGCGCGUGCGUGGCGGCCUCCUCGCGUGGCUCGAGAGCGCCGCGCCGGACGUCGACGUGGACGCGGACGCGCUCACCGUGCCGGACGGUGAGUGCGUCGGCCACAUCCAGCACGCGAUCCUCGACUUGCUACUCGAGAAUACCGGCAGCAGCGCCGCGGCGCCGAAUCUUGCGCACCUGCUCCUCGGGUUCGACGGCGAGGACCUCGGGCCGCAGAGCGCACUCCUGCGCACGCUCCUCGCGCUUGUCGACAGCGACGGACUCGCGGAGCGCGUGCCGAUGCUCGCCGAGCGCGUCUACGCGGUGCUCGAGCAGCUGUGUGUCGCGCCCUACUCGAGUGGCGCGACGCUGCGCUUCCUGCGCGCGCACGACUUUUUCGCGGCGCACCUCGCGCGCCUCGCGCUGCGCCCGUCGCCGAUCGGGGGGCAGGUGCGCGGCGCGCUAGUGCUGACCAGCGGCGAGGCGGUGCAGGCGAGCGCAGGCAGCGUCCUCGCGUGGAUGCGCACCGACGCGCACGUCCUGCGCCUCGCCGCGCUCGAAGUACACGCGCUCGCGCUCAACGGCCAGGCGAGCCGCGCGGCGCCGCUCGUGCGCGCGCUCCUCGGCGUCGACGCCGACGCGGAGCUCGUCCAGGUGCUUGGCGUGGUGCGUGCGCUGUGGACCGACGACCGCGAGGCGCUCGCGGACGCCAUCACACUCACGACGCCGGCCGCGCUCGUCGCGGCGCAGCCCGAGGACGCGGCGAGCGGCGCGCGCGUCUACGACCUGUCGGCCGUUGCGCAGCUCCUCCUGGCCGAGAGCGGCCCGAAGCGCAGCGCCGAGGAGCACGGCCAGUGGCUCGACCAGGCCAAGCUCGUGCUGCAGUGGGCCGCCGCGCAAAACACGCGCCGCUCGGUCGGCUACGCGCGCCGCGGCGUGCUCGAGGCGUGGCGCGAGGCGCUCGGCAUUGUCCUCGCCCAGGGCCUUGCGCUCCUCCCCGAGACGCGUGCGCCGCUGCUGGUCGACGUGCUGCAUGCCUCGCUCCCGCUCCUCGGCACGGACGGCGAGGAGGAUGCGCGCCUCGCCGAGAUCAGUGCGAGCGGUGUCCUUGCCCUGCUCCGUGCGCUCGAGACGCACGGCGACGCGCCACGCAUGGUCGGCGCCGCGCCUGACCGGGUGCUGAGCAUCCUGCGCGCGCUCCUCGACGCCGUGCUGCGCCCCGGGACGAGCGCCGCGGCGCGCAUGGACCUGUACCUCGCGCUCGUCUGCUUUACGCAGAUGGUCGGCGACGGCGAGUCGGCGCUUGCCCAACGCACGCACGGCCUGCUCGCCGCGCACGCCGAGCGCCUGCUCGACGUGCUUGCGCGCGACGCGCUCGACGGCGCCGAGGUCGGCCAGACGGUCGCCCUGACCACGCUCGCGCACCUCGUGCGGUACGAGCCGAAUGCGAAGCGCGUGCCGCUCGGCGAGCUGCUCGUCCAGCGCGGCUACCUGCGCUCGCUCGUGCUGCACCUGCAGACGCUCGACGUACCGCUGCAGGAAGUGCUGUCGCCCGACCCGACGUCGCUCAACGCGCAGUACGUGUACGAGGCGCUGCUGUCCUUCCUCUCGCGCGUCGCACAGACGCGCAGCGGCGCGCAGCAGCUCCUCGACGCGCACCUCUUCAAGGUGCUGGCGCGCGUCGACUUUGUAUCGCUGCGCCCCGACGCGAAUGCGACGCACGACGCGCUCGACGACACGGGCUUCCUCCCGGCGGUCGCCGAGCGGUACGCGGCGCUCCUCACGCCGCUCCUGCAAGUGGUGCUCGGCGUGCUGGAGCACACGCAGCCGACGCACGCCCGCGGCCCGUCGCCGUUUACCGCAAACGCCGCGCGGCAGCAGGCGCUUGCGCUGCUCCUCGCGCACCAGGACGCGGUGCUCGCCGCGCUGCGCAGUGCCGCGCACCCCCAGGCGGGCGUCGCAGACGCCGAGCAGGCCGCGCUCCUCGUGACGAUCCUCUCGUCGGUGCUGCCUGCGGCCGAAGGGCACGCGCUCGAUGCGAUGCACACGGCCGUGCUGACGCUCGCGGCGACGUACAUUGGCACGCCGCCCGCGUCGCUGCUUGCGCCCCAGACGCCGCUCGAGCGCGAGGACGCGGCGCUGUUUGCACCGACGCUCGGCGGCCUGUUGCACUACGAUGUCGAGCCGCAGACGCGCGCGAGCGUCUUUGACGCGCAGGCGAUCCGCGUGGUGCACCGCGUGGUGCGUGCGCUUGCGCAGUACCUCGAGCGCGCGAGCCAAGGCACGACGCGCGCCGCGCUCGUCCCGACGCUGCGCGCGGCGCGUGCCGACGGCGCGGCGCGUGUCGUGGCCGCGCCGACGCUCGGUGCGGCGAUCGCCGCGCUCGGCACGCAGCUCACUGCGCUGACCGGCGUGCUGCAGAGCUGGGAGCGCGUGCACGCCGUGCUCCAGUCGCCCGAAAGUGUGCGGGCGGACGAGUGGAGCGAGAUUGCGCGCGACGGACUGGGCGACGAGUCGCCCGACGCGCGCCCCGCCGCGCUGCGCGGCCUCGCGACGGUCGCGACGCAGCUGCGGGGCGACCUCGAGGCGCGGCUCGACACGGUCGAGAUGCUCCUGGUGCUCCUGGUGCGCCACCUGCGCCUCUUUUUGCAGCCGCCGCGCUCGCCGGUCGACGCGCCGCCGAGCGCCGCCGAGCCCGCGGCGCUGAAGGAGCACGCGGCGCCGCUGCUCCUUCCGAUGGUCGAAAAGAUGGAGUUGCUAACCAUGCCUACGUCGCUCGCCGAUGCACAGGAGCACGCCACCUUUUUGCAGAUGGCUGCGCGCACGCUGGCCGAGCUUUUGUUUCGCUCCUAG